Molecule: messenger RNA, 2553 nt
Organism: Penicillium vulpinum
Lineage: Eukaryota; Fungi; Ascomycota; Eurotiomycetes; Eurotiales; Aspergillaceae
Product: GcvT family protein
Exons: 1
Coding region: 1-2553 (850 amino acids)
Cellular component (GO): mitochondrion
Molecular function (GO): protein binding; oxidoreductase activity
Source: RefSeq, a predicted model, not a curated record
AUGUCCCUUUCACAACGCGUCGUCAUCAUUGGAGCCGGUAUCGUGGGUACUAACCUCGCCGAUGAGCUGGUCUCCCGAGGAUGGAAUAAUAUCACCGUCGUUGAGCAGGGCCCGUUGCACAUGCCGGGCGGAUCGACCUCACAUGCCCCCGGACUCGUAUUUCAGACAAACCCCUCUAAGACAAUGACGCACCUCGCUCGAUACACAGUCGAGAAGCUUCUAUCGUUAGAGAAGGACGGACACAAAUGCUUCAAUCAAGUGGGCGGUCUCGAAGUAGCAACCACCCCCGCACGCCUGGAGGAUCUGAAGCGGAAACAUGGAUACGCCUCAUCAUGGGGAAUCGAGGCCCGGCUACUCAGUGCUGAGGAGUUCCUCAAGAUAUAUCCGCAUCUGAACAAAAAUAUUGUUUUGGGCGGUCUGCAUAUCCCAAGCGAUGGUCUCGCACUAGCAGCCCGAGCAACACAGCUGCUGAUUGAACGGACAAGCAAGGCCGGUGUUCGCUAUCUGGGUCAUACUCCCGUGACAGGAAUUGAACUGGAUGGCCGGCAUGUCACAGGGGUCACUACUUCAACUGGCACUAUCCAGGCAGAUAUUGUUAUCUCUUGCGCUGGGUUCUGGGGUGUGGAAUUGGGUGCCAUGGUCGGUGUAGAAAUUCCUUUGCUCCCACUGGCGCACCAAUAUGCAAAGUCCACAGCAGUACCAGCUCUCGCUGGGCGAGAUAUUAACACUUUGCCCAAUGGAAUGAAUGCCGAACUCCCAAUCCUCCGGCACCAGGAUAAGGGCCUUUACUACCGUGAACAUGGUGGACAGUACGGUAUUGGAUACUACGGACACCGUCCAAUGCCCGUCGUUGCGUCAUCACUAGGGCUCACCCCCAAAGAUGUUGAUGAACAAAAUAUGCCCUCCCGUCUCGAUUUCACAGCCGAAGACUUCAACCCAGCUUGGAAAGAAUCUCAAAAACUUCUUCCCACUCUUCAGGACACAGAGAUCGCAGAUGGCUUCAAUGGCAUCUUUUCCUUCACACCCGACGGUGGUCCAAUCCUCGGCCAGCCAUCCCACCUUGACGGCUUCUACGUAGCCGAGGCCGUAUGGGUUACACACUCAGCUGGCAUCGCCCGAGCUCUAGCUCAAAUACUCACAACCGGCCGAUCAGACAUCGACGUGUCCGAAUGCGAGCUAUCCCGCUUCGAAGAAGUCCAAGUUAAUCGAGACUACGUGAGCGAGACCUCACAGCAGAACUUUGUUGAGAUAUAUGACAUUAUCCAUCCGCUCCAGCAGCGGGCCUCGCCCCGCAAUUUGCGUGUUAGUCCAUUCUACUUCCGCCAGCAGGAGCUGGGGGCAUUCUUCCUCGAGACUGGAGGCUGGGAGCGACCGUGGUGGUAUGAGGCGAACAAAGAUCUGGUCAAGUCCCUCCCGCCAUCAUGGAAGCCUGUUGAUCGGGAUCCCUGGUCAGCACAGCUUCAUUCUCCUAUAUCUGCUGUUGAGGCGUGGAAGACGCGUAAUGCUGUUGCUAUGUUUGAUAUGACUGCUUUCCAUCGGUUCGAAGUGUGCGGUCCUGGGGCAGUUUGUUUGCUUCAGCGGCUGACUACGAGUGAUAUCACUACCAAACCAGGGACCGUUACGUAUACUCUCCUCUUGAAUAACCACGGCGGCAUUCGGGGUGAUAUUUUUGUACUACGACUUAAAGAUAAUGUGUUCCAGAUUGGAGCAAACACUGCGACAGAUCUUGCGUAUCUUACCAGAGAAGCUCGAGUACAGGAACAGAAUACUCCCGGAAAAUGGAUCCAAGUCCGCGAUAUUACAGGCAGCACAUGCUGCAUCGGACUAUGGGGUCCUCGAGCUCGGGAUGUUAUUACUGGAAUCAGCAACAUCGACCUUUCCAACAAGAGUUUUUCCUACUUCAGUCUGAAGAAAGUAGUUCUCGCCGGUAUCCCAGUUACAAUGAUCCGAAAGUCCUACGUCGGCGAACUAGGCUGGGAAAUUCAAACCAGUGCUGAGUACGGCCGGCGGCUAUGGGACACAAUCUGGCAAGCUGGAAAGCUGCACGGACUCAUUGCUGGAGGCCGCAGUGCGUUCAACUCAAUGCGCCUCGAGAAGGGAUACCGGACAUACGGCGUGGAUAUGACGACAGAGCACAAUCCGUUCGAAGCUGGUGUUUCCUUUGCUGUGGACGCAAACAAGAAAGAUGACUUUGUUGGCAAAGCGGCUCUCCAACGCCUUUCUACCCAGGUACCUUCCCGGCGACUGAGAGCUUUGACUGUCAAGGAUGGUCGCUCCAUGAUUCUUGGUAAGGAGCCUGUGUUCUACAAUGGAAAGGCGAUUGGGUAUGUAACGACCGCGGCGUUUGGGUACACGAUUGGCAGGCCAAUCGCCUACGCCUGGCUUCCUGGGGGUGUGGGCGAAGGCGAGGCAGUGGAGAUUGAGUAUUUUGGAAAGCGUAUCAGGGCGACUGUUGAGGUAGAGUCGCUUUAUGAUCCUGAGAUGAAUCAGCUCACCCAGGAUAGCUCGUCUUUGAUGGCUGGACUGCAGGCUUCUUUCAAGUCACGACUUUGA